This is a messenger RNA of Zerene cesonia (dogface butterfly), 2421 nucleotides long. RefSeq names its product zinc finger protein 271-like. Gene Ontology annotation, cellular component: nucleus. Gene Ontology annotation, biological process: regulation of transcription by RNA polymerase II. Bases 118 to 2421 code for a protein of 767 amino acids. Gene Ontology annotation, molecular function: RNA polymerase II transcription regulatory region sequence-specific DNA binding; zinc ion binding; DNA-binding transcription factor activity, RNA polymerase II-specific. The transcript has 13 exons. The record is from RefSeq and is a predicted model, not a curated record. NCBI's taxonomy places the organism in Eukaryota, Metazoa, Arthropoda, Insecta, Lepidoptera, Pieridae.
CACUGGGAAGUGGAAAUAUCAAUUCCUAAUUUUAAUUUGAAUUGGCUCUAACAUAGACAUAGCUCUAAUAACUUAUACUUUCCCGUGAAAUUAUAUUAUUGAAUGUAGCUAUUAGCAAUGUUUGAUUUAAAGGCGUGUGUGGUUUGUCUCAGUACUGCUGUGAAGUUUAAUAACAUGGACAGUGGUCAAUUGAGACGAGAAUAUAAUCUUAUAUCUGGACUAAAGACGCAAAAUGGAAAUGGCUUACCAACAUAUAUGUGCAUAGAAUGCACAGCAUAUGUGAAACGGUUUAUAAAAUUUCGGAAUAAGUGCCAAAGGGCCUACUAUACUUUGCUACAGCUAUUAGAAGAAAAUAAAGAGAUAACAGAACCUUUACUCAAUGAAAUUAACAGGAAAAGAAUCAAAGUGAAUCCCUCACUUUCAUAUCUGGACACAAAUAAUGCAAAAGUAAAAUAUGAAAGUGUUAAGUUUAAAUGGGUGAAGGAGAGCCGGGUUCCCACUGAAUCAAAUAACAUCCCAAUAUUGCAAUAUAGUACUAUCUCAGAUGAUGUUGAAUUUGAAGUGCCCACCAAAAGAGCUAAAAUUGAUAAUGAAGUCACAAAUCAAAAUAUCACAUUAGAAUCCAAAGCAGAAAAAGACCUUGACUUGAAUAAAGACGAAACACAUUCUGAUGACUAUUUUGAUAACAAUGAAAUAGAAAACAAUGAUACAACACAAUGUUUUGAUAAUGACAAUGAGGAUGAUGUAGAUGGAUCUAAUCUUGAUGAGGAAUAUGCUAGUGUCGUACCGAUUACUUUAAAAGAAGCAAAGGCAGUGGUUGAAGUGUACAAAAUGUUCUCACAAGGAAAAUUUCAAUGUGAUGUGUGUGGCAAGGCAUAUUAUACUGAAGCUCGGUUGAAAAUUCAUAUGAGGAUGCAUGAUACGCAUACAAGUGGGAAAUUCUUCUGUGACCUGUGUAGUUAUUACUACAAAACAGAAUUUCAACUCAAGACACAUAUAUCGGGAAAGCACAUGUACAAGUAUAUAUGUCGAAAAUGUCCUGAAGUGAGCUUUGAUCGUACCUCAGCAAAACAGCAUUUCAUAUGGACCCACUUACAAAAGGGAUCUAAAAAACAUUCCAAUUGGUACGAGACAAAGCCCUGGACGAAAGGCAAGAAACAGAAGAGCGUGCUAUCGUUACGACCUGUGAGAAAAACUAGAAAACUACCAUCAGACUUCCCCGUUUACUCGCCCAUGAGUCAAGAGGAACAAUAUGAGAUUGUUAAGCAGAGACGUUUGUCGAAAAAUUAUUUGGACUCGGCUUUCAAGUGCGAUCAAUGCUUUAGGGGCUUCCGAGAGUCGAGCACUUACGAGAAUCAUAUGAAAAAACAUGACCCGAACAUAUCAGGCAAGUACCAAUGUGACGCGUGCAAAGUGUUUGUGGUGAACCCGAGGCAAAUGUACAAGCACAUGACCAUGAGCCACCUGUUCAAGUACUCCUGCCAACUCUGCUCCUAUACUUGCUUCAGCCGUGGUCAAGCAAAACUCCAUUACAGAUGGCAUAAAAAUGUGACUUACUCAUGUCCACAUUGCAAGAAGGAAUUUGUCAAAGCCUCAACGCGUUUAACACACAUUCGAAUCAAACACCCGUCGACGUUCAUAUGCACCCUCUGCGGCCAUAGCUUCGUGAGCGAAACGGGCCUGUAUUGCCAUAAGAAAAUUGUGCAUACAAAAGAGGAAAUAGAGGCCAGCGAGCAACGGGAAAUAGAGCCGAACAGCGCCCUCUACUGCGCGGAGUGCGCGCUGCAGUUCCACAACGAGGCGGCGUUCGCCACGCACUUUGGUAGCUCUAACAAGCACGCUGAUACUAAUUUGUCAAUAAAGCCAGUUAAAGCUAAGGACGAGAGGAAAUCCCGCGGCCGGCCGAGACGGUCCAAUUCCAACAUACUCAACAACGGCAUGGCCACGGCUAGCAAUUGUGAAAUCUGCAAAAAGUUCCUAUCGAACGACGUGCAAGCCCGCAAGCACUACGAGUCGGAGCACCCCGGCGCGGACUUCCUCAAGCGCUACAUGUGCGACAUCUGCGGACACACUACACGGCAACACGCGAACCUGAUGGUGCACAUGCGCACGCACACGCUGGAGAAGCCUUACGCGUGCCCGCACUGCGAGCGACGCUUCAGCAUGCCGAGUAAUAGGGAUCGACAUCUUGUGGUGCACACGGGCGAGAAGCGUUUCCAAUGCGAGCAUUGCAACCGUCGCUUCACGCAAAGCAGCGCGGUCAAGCUGCACAUACAGACGGUCCACCUGAAGAUACCGUACGCGCCCUGGGACAAGAAGAACAGGAAGAGGAGGAAGGACCUGGAGGCGACCGCCGCCGUCGCGCUGCAGAAGCCGGAAACGCAGAGCGAAUACAUCAAUGCGUAUAUGUUCAAUUUGUAA